Messenger RNA from Cladophialophora immunda, 1521 nucleotides. RefSeq lists its product as uncharacterized. Gene Ontology annotation, molecular function: FAD binding. The coding region runs from base 1 to 1377 and encodes 458 amino acids. Lineage: Eukaryota; Fungi; Ascomycota; Eurotiomycetes; Chaetothyriales; Herpotrichiellaceae. The transcript is spliced from 2 exons. The record is from RefSeq and is a predicted model, not a curated record.
AUGGGUUCAAUCGGCCCUUCCAAGGCCGAGCAUCAUCGGGUCAUUAUUGUUGGUGCAGGCCCAGUCGGAUUAACAACCGCCACCAAUUUAGCAAGGCUUGGGGUCCCCGUCUUGGUCCUCGAGAGGAACCAUCAAGUCGAUCAAUCUCCUCGCGCCGCGUCGUAUCAGCCUUGCGCACAAGCAGAGCUGCUAGAAACAGGCACCUUGGAUGACGUCAGGAGGGAGUCUGUCGUUAACGAUGUGGUUUCAUUCUGGAUCAAAGGCAAAAAGGUGGCCUAUGUGGAGAAAAGAGAAGGAGGCAGCCUGUUCCCGUCGGGCAUCAAUUGUCCUCAGCCAAGACUGGCCGCUAUACUCUUGCGCCAUCUCACAACAAAAUAUAACUCGGAAGUGCGGUUCAAUCAGAAAGUGAUUGAAAUCUCUCAGGACGAGAAACAAAGCCUGGUGUCCUUAACCGCCGUGGACCCAACCACCAACCAAGAAACUCGGUAUACCUGCGACUGGCUGGUAGGAGCAGACGGCGCCGGGUCUAGCGUUCGCAAACUGUCCAACAUUCCCUUUGAAGGAUUCUCCUGGCCCAAGGAAGACUUUGUGGCCACCAAUGUGCGGUUUGAUUUCUUUAAACACGGGUUUAACACGGCAAAUCUGAUCCUGGAUCCUGUGCAUUGGGCCGUAGUCACCAUUCUUGACGACACGGGCCUUUGGCGGGUAGCGUUUGGUGUUAGAGCGGGCUUGACGAACGAGGAAAUACGCGCCGAACUUGACGAGCACUACCAACAUAUCUUCCCUGUGUGGCCUGUGGAGUAUGAGUUGGUGCAGUUGAACAAGUACAAGCCGCAUCAGAGAUGUGCACAGGCAUUCAGACUGGGGCGGAUAUUGUUAGCUGGUGAUGCUGCACAUAGUAACAAUCCCAUUGGAGGUCUAGGCCUAACAACAGGCCUGUUAGACGCAGGCCCCCUUGGCCGCGCUCUGGGUGCUGUCAUCAACGGCAAAGCCCCCGACUCAUUGCUUGACACGUGGGCCAAAGCUCGUCGGGACAAGUGGCUGAACUUUACCAAUGAGUUUUCCAUCGAGAACAAGCGCAUGUGCCAGCUGGGAGGAUACAGCGACGAUCCCCUCGGGAUAUGGGAGAUUGACGAUGUGGCCAGAGAGCACAAGAUGGAGCAAUGGCUGGCUAUGGCGACGCCGGAGAAGAAGGAGGCGGAUGCCAGGAUGUACAAGGCGCUGGAGGACCCGCAGGCGCAGCUGGUCAGUCGGAUGAAGCAGUGGGAGAUCACGAUGGAUCCCAUGUGGAUGGCGCAGUACGAGGAUCCGGAGCUGGUCAAGUACAGGGUAUCACUGAGGCCGGCAGUGCUUUCGGCGCCGGAAGCCGCGACGUGAGGAGUUGAAGGGAGAACCGAGUUUGCGUGGUUGUGCGAUCGCGAGGUAGCGGUUGGUGACUGAGGUGAGUAGACGAGCUUGAUAUUGAUACCUUGCAGACAUCUACGUUCUGCACAGGAAUAUACAACACCCCCUGCCAUCGAA